AUGGUGGCGGCGCAGCAGCAGCAGCAGCAGCGGCGGUGCUGGGGGGUGCCGCUGCUGCUGGCGGCAUACGUGGGGUACCUGGGCAUGGGCGCCGCCGUGCUGCAGGCGCUGGAGCGGCCGGUCGAGGUGCAGGUGGCCCAGCGCCUGCUCCGGGAGUACUUGGGGCUGCUGGCCAACCACACCUGCCUGCAGGAGCCCGUCUUACAGCGGCUCAUCGAGGGUAUCAUCCAAGCCUACAAGAGUGGCAUAACUCUCCAGGGAAACACCACUAGCCUGGGCAGGUGGGACUACAGUGGGUCUUUCUUCUUCUCCAUCUCUGCAAUAACAACCAUUGGCUAUGGCAACCUGAGUCCCAGCACUGCAGUUGGUCGAAUUUUCUGCAUAGUGUUUGCACUUUUUGGGAUCCCCUUGAACCUUGUACUCCUGAAUGAAAUUGGACAGUUGAUGCUGCUUGGGGUUCAGCAUUGUGCCCACCGCCUAGAGGAGGUGUUUCACUGGCAGAAUAAAGCUUCCUUCCUGAUGAAGACCUGUGCACUGGUAAUUGGCUUGUUAUUGUUCCUCCUGCUACCUCCCUUGUUAUUCUCUGACAAAGAAGGCUGGUCUUAUGAAGAAGGCUUCUACUAUUCCUUCAUUACCCUCAGCACUAUAGGGUUUGGGGACUAUGUGAUUGGGAUGAACCCAGAUCGCACCUAUCCAAGCUGGUACAAGAAUGUAAUCUCUCUGUGGAUCCUCUUUGGGAUGGCCUGGCUAGCACUGGUUAUCAAAUUUUGCAUCAACAUUCUAGAGAGCUCCAGUGACUUCUGUCAAUGCAACAAGAAGAACACUGUGAUGGCAGAAGACUUAAUGGAUGGUAAAACAAAUAAUAUGGCUGGACUUCAAAAUAUGGAGAUCUGCACUGACAAAGACAAAAACAAAAGGACCAGUUGA
Molecule: messenger RNA, 927 nt
Organism: Cinclus cinclus
Lineage: Eukaryota; Metazoa; Chordata; Aves; Passeriformes; Cinclidae
Gene: KCNK17
Product: potassium two pore domain channel subfamily K member 17
Exons: 5
Coding region: 1-927 (308 amino acids)
Biological process (GO): stabilization of membrane potential; potassium ion transmembrane transport
Cellular component (GO): membrane
Molecular function (GO): potassium ion leak channel activity
Source: RefSeq, a predicted model, not a curated record